AUGAAGAAGAUAAGAUCCCGCUUUGAAUGGGAGGGUUCUUGCCAAGAGCCAUCAUUUGCGUUAUGGGGCACGCGUCCUCCUGACGUAACCGACCAGAGAUACUGCAUGUACGGCAGUUUGAAAAAGAUGCGAGUGAAGUUUGAGACAGCAGACUGCUUUCAGAAUGAGAAAAUGUUUAUGUGCGAGGAAUCCCAUGGUGCUUGUCUAUAUGACGUCAAAUACAAAGCAUUUGGUAACAUCAUGGCAUCACUGCACAUAGAAAAUGCCAGCGUUUCCAUCUGUAAGAUCGCCUGUGACAAUUUCGUCUCAGAAACUGGUCAUCGUUGCUCUGGCUUCAAUUAUAAUGAUGUCAUCAAAAGUUGCGGACUAAUGACGAGUGACAACUUGUAUCGUUUGGACAAGUACCACCGUCCAUCCGAUUCCAAUCACCAGAUGUUCAUCAAACGAUGCGACAUCCAAGCUGUGCUGGAAACAACCAACACCAAGUUCCGCCGAUUGUGUCCCUUAGUCCCCAUUAGCCAGUGUGCUACCAAUAGACGACUUUGCAAUGAUUCAUACGACGAAAGCCCACCAGAAUUCGGAGAAUGUGUUUGUAAAUGUCACAAGCCGACCACGAAAUUAAAUCUGACAGAAAUUAUUGAACACAUCGUAGACACCAUACGCAUCCCUCCCAAAAAUACUUCUAUCGCCAUCAGACAGAAAAUCUCCGUAGAUGACUCGCGCAUGAGCUCUCGGGGUAUUGGAUAUGUUGCCAUAGCAAUCAUGUCAACCAUCUUUGGUGGAAUCAUUCUUAUGGAUCUGAAUACAUUGAGAAUGCAUUUGACUUGAUAAUAUUAAUGAAUAUAAGACAACAAUCUUGUCCAA
Messenger RNA from Saccostrea echinata, 864 nucleotides. RefSeq lists its product as uncharacterized. The record is from RefSeq and is a predicted model, not a curated record. Lineage: Eukaryota; Metazoa; Mollusca; Bivalvia; Ostreida; Ostreidae. The transcript has 4 exons. Bases 1 to 828 code for a protein of 275 amino acids.